AUGGAGGCGCAGUGGGAGGAGGUGCAGUGGGAGGAGAUGCAGUGGGAGGAGAUGCAGUGGCUGGAGGUGCAGUGCGAGGAGAUGCAGUGGGAGGAGGUGCAGUGGCUGGAGAUGCAGUGGGAGGAGGUGCAGUGCGAGGAGAUGCAGUGGGAGGAGGUGCAGUGGCUGGAGGUGCAGUGGGAGGAGGUGCAGUGGCUGGAGGUGCAGUGGGAGGAGGUGCAGUGGCUGGAGAUGCAGUGGGAGGAGGUGCAGUGGGAGGAGGUGCAGUGGGAGGAGGUGUAG
Molecule: messenger RNA, 282 nt
Organism: Knipowitschia caucasica
Lineage: Eukaryota; Metazoa; Chordata; Actinopteri; Gobiiformes; Gobiidae
Source: the annotation of a GenBank genome assembly